Molecule: messenger RNA, 2953 nt
Organism: Mugil cephalus (flathead mullet)
Lineage: Eukaryota; Metazoa; Chordata; Actinopteri; Mugiliformes; Mugilidae
Product: major histocompatibility complex class I-related gene protein-like
Exons: 8
Coding region: 1443-2630 (395 amino acids)
Biological process (GO): immune response
Cellular component (GO): external side of plasma membrane
Source: RefSeq, a predicted model, not a curated record
GCCAGCUCUCGGUCAGCUGGAAUCUUGACCAGAUGUGAAAUAAGAUGAUUAAGUUAGUUUUGCUGCUUCUCUUGUGCCAUGUCUCAUCAUCAGCCAUGUGAGCCGUGGUUCGUCAGGCCAGCCGCAGUCUAAACUUUCUUGGGCGUCUACUCGUGUACUUACGGAGCAGGCAUGGAUGUUGAUGCAUGUGUCACCACAAAACCUUCAUAGGUUAUGACAUUUUUUGACUGGAUUCUUGUUGACAGCUCUCCUCUCUAUUACUGUGCAACAUUUCAAGUCAUUUUACUGCAUAAUGUGGAAGAAAACUUGCCACCUUAUUUAAUUUCUCAUAUUCAUUCAUAAAACACUUCAACACUUCCUUCAUAUAUUUGCUAAAAUAUUGUCUUGAUCCUUGCUCACACUGGUCCUGACUACUAUUGUACAAUAGUUCAAGUAAUUUUACUGUAUAAUUUUGAAGAUAACCAAUGACAAAUUCACCCAGCCUAAAAGCAUCCCAGUUCAGUUCCUCAUAUUCAGUCAUUGACAUUAGUCAUUACAUUUGAUAACACUACAGUUGUAAUAUUUCCAUUAUUAUUUGUAGAGAUUUGCUGCUCUGGUAUAGAUCUGUUAGUGAUUCUGAUUAGAUCUGGUAUUUUUGUGUUGUUCUUAUUUAAAAAGGAAAACAGGAUUUAUUUUCCAAAUACCUUUCAAUAUCACAAAUAAGAUUUAAAAAAAAAGAAAAUUUCUUCAGUCUGUACAUUGAAGUGAAUUGAGGACAGUAAUGAUCACUGUUAGGAAGAAUCAAAUCAAUAUUUUUGUAUAGUUACUGAAGAAAAAAUAUGACAGUUUGAAUGUAAGUCAGUAGAAUGUGUCAGCAUGCUGGUUGAUUUUGUCAUUCACUUUUAUUAAAACUAUACAAUACAAUUACUUGAACUAUUGUACAGUAGUAGUCAGGUAUACUGUGAACAAGAAUCAAGUCAAUAUUUGAACACACAAUAUUUUAUAUAAUCUGUGUCGUCCAUCUGGUGAGUAAAACAUAUUUCACUUCAUUUUUGCUGAUCUAAAAAGCUGUUUCUGCUUUUUAUUUACUAUGAAUGGACCCUUUACUCAGUUUAUUUCUGACCUUACAGAACAGCUGAGCUCUCUGAGAAACUGAAACCUGACUGACAAACACAGCUCACUGAGUCACUACUAGCAGUAGUAUGUUAUAAGCAUGUUUAUAUAACCCUAACCCUAACCCUAACCCUAAGACAUGGUCUCGUGCUGCUUCUACUUUGUAUUUUUUCAUGUGCUGACCUUUAGCUUCAAAUGAGGAAUCAGAGAUGUUUAUGCAGACUGGUAUUGAAUGUUGUAAUAGAAUUUUUACAUCUCUUAGUGAGUCGUCCAGCAGUUGGUUGCAGGUUAUGGAGAAUGUUGCUGGUAGACUACUAACUGGAUCAAAUAGACCUUCUCAUUGAUCAGUGAUGAGUCAUAACAACACUGAACAUGAACAAAGAGCCUCCACAGGGUUGCUCCAAAACUUUGAUCACACUAACAAAGACCACGUCUUAAUUGAUGAAAGUAAGUUUAUUGGUGAACAAACGUUGUUGUUGCUGCUUCUCUUGUGUCAUGUUUCAUCAUCAGUGAAACACUCACUGAAGUUUUACAACACUGCCUCAUCUGGAGUCCCAAACCUUCCAGAGUUUAUGAGCGUAGGACAGGUUGAUGACAUCUGGGUGGGAUACUGUGAUGGCAGCAACAAGAUAGUAGAACCAAGACAGGACUGGAUGAAAAAAAUAUUUGAUGACAAUCCUCAAAUCAGGAAAUGGCACACUGAGCAGUGUUUUAAGAUUCUUCCUCCCAUCUUCAAAAGCAGACUGGACAGUUUUUCCAGGCUCUUCAACCGCAGUGAAGGUUCAGGUGUUCACAUUUUACGGUUUAUCAGUGGCUGUGAAUUGGAUGAAAUGACUGGAGAGUUUACUGGUUUUGUACGGUAUGGUUAUGAUGGAAAAGACUUCAUUGAACUGGAUCUGAAGAUGUUGACGUGGACCGCUCUGAGACCAGAGGCUGACAUUAUCAAACAGAUAUGGGAUAAAGAUACUUUUGGAAUAAAAGGCUAUGUGGAAUUAGUCACUCAUCUUUAUCCUCAGUGGCUGAAGUUGAGUUUGAAGUAUGGGAACAGCUCUCUGCUGAGAACAGACGUCCCCUCAGUGUCUCUCCUCCAGAAGACUCCCUCCUCUCCAGUCAGCUGCCACGCUACAGGUUUCUACCCUGACAGAGCCAUGAUGUUCUGGAGGAAAGAUGGAGAGGAGAUUCAUGAAGGAGUGGAACAUGGAGAGAUCCUCCCCAACCAUGAUGGAUCCUUCCAGAUGAAUGUUGACCUGAACAUUUCAUCAGUCUCACCUGAAGACUGGAGGAGGUACGACUGUGUGUUUCAUCUCUCUGGUGUGGAGGACGACAUCAUCACCAAACUGGAUGAAACACAGAUCAGAACCAACUGGGUGAAGCCCAGUAACAUGACCACCUCCAUCAUCAUCACCAUCUCUGCAGUGGUUGUUGUUGUUGUCAUCAUAACUGGAUACAUGGUUUAUAAAAAGAAAAAAGGCCAAAAGGCUCCACCUGAUAGUGGAGUCAGCUCUGAGCUCUCUGUGAGACUGAAUCCAGAAACCUGAUUCAUAACUCGUUAGUCUGUCAAACCAAACUCAGCAUAAUUUUCUCUUCUAUAAUGUCUUGAUGUCAUGUAGAAUUUUUUUUUUAAUGGCUGCAUGAAAAACAGAAUAUAUACUAGUAAUAUAUUUAUUUAACUAAAAGCUUUUUUGUAGUUAUUGAUUAUUUCAGUUUCCAACAGCUUUAUAGUAGUUAGCGAGGUUGACCUGACAGCUGACUGUGAGCAGCACUAUCACUACUAUUGUUCUUUUUGGUUAACUUUAAAGGUACUUUACAGCAUAUGUGUGGACUUACAGUCUUGCCUGAAUAAAUCUGUUUCUGGAUCUUA